Clunio marinus is the source of this 258-nucleotide messenger RNA. The record is from the annotation of a GenBank genome assembly. NCBI's taxonomy places the organism in Eukaryota, Metazoa, Arthropoda, Insecta, Diptera, Chironomidae.
AUGUGGCACUUUUUCAAAACAGAAAGAAAAAAAAGGCUGCACAACGCAGAAAGAGCAUCUGAACGUGGUCAACCUUUGAGCCUUCAAGCGACAAUUUUGAUCAUUUUUAAUGGGGAUUUCUUUUCAUUCGAGUGUUUGAAAGGUUUUCAAGAGAAGCCAAAGCAAUUAUAUUCAUGCUUUUGUACAAUCGCCUCUUCUUAUGCCAUAGCCAUGACGAGAAGGUUAUGCUUUUGCUGUUUGCCUGUCGUAGCGAUGUAA